Lasiodiplodia theobromae is the source of this 2367-nucleotide messenger RNA. Its product is annotated as Vacuolar sorting protein 9. The coding region runs from base 1 to 2367 and encodes 788 amino acids. The record is from RefSeq and is a predicted model, not a curated record. NCBI's taxonomy places the organism in Eukaryota, Fungi, Ascomycota, Dothideomycetes, Botryosphaeriales, Botryosphaeriaceae. The transcript is spliced from 5 exons. Gene Ontology annotation, molecular function: guanyl-nucleotide exchange factor activity; small GTPase binding; ubiquitin binding. Gene Ontology annotation, biological process: vesicle-mediated transport. Gene Ontology annotation, cellular component: cytosol; endocytic vesicle.
AUGUCUCCCCCGGAGCUACUCGCUAAACCCGACGACCAGUCUUCUUCUGCUGACCCUGCUGCCCCGCCCCCGCAGCCGUCUCAUCAACCCUGCGAUUCUGCCUCUAGCGUCGACAAUGUCGAUUCGAAAGACCCCGCCGCCGUAGCAACCUCUGCGAAGAGUGAAGCUAAUGUCGAAGAGGGUGCGCCUCUGGCCGAGGUGCCUGCGGAGACGGUUGGCAGUGGCACUAAGGCCUCUGAUGCCUCUGCCGAGCCUCCAGAAGCUCAGCUGAAUGCGCUAUCCCUGGAAUCCGCCCCUCUCGCCUCUCAAUCCGCCGACAGGGUGCGCUCUCCGCCGCCGCCGCCCCCUCCAGCAAAGGACGAGAAAUACCUUGUACCCAAACAUAGCUAUUCCCCUGCUCCUGAGUCGCCUGUAUCCCCCGGCUUCCCGCCGCAGGACUACGAGGCUGCUGCUUUCAACGAGAAGGAUGAUGCCGCUGCGUUCGGCGAGAGGGAUGACGCUGCGGGCAAUACAACAUCCACCGGUGCAACGGAGGACUCGAGGUCUGAAAUACAGAGCAUCAUGGACCAGUUCGGCGAAGGCGGCGAAGGACCUGGCAUGGAUGAAAUCAUGUCUCCAAGAUUGGAGAAGACGAACCCGACGUUCGGUCAGCCGCAGGCCUUCCCACCCAGGAGGUCAAGCCUGCUACCACCCGAAGCCAAUCCCUCUCACGUUCAGCAGAACCUCGAGGCGCCACCUUUGUCUCCUGUUAUCCAGUCUCCAUUGCCUCCUGGCAUUUCGUCGAACACCUCGUUACCCAGUCCUGCUACCGACCAGGCUCCUAUUCCAAGCCCCGCCCCGUCGCAUCCUCACUCCAUAUACAAGCCCCCACCCCCGGAACCCGAUCCCGAGCCAGAUCUUCCUUUUGAUUUCCAUCGAUUUCUCGAACAAUUGCGCCACCGCACGGCCGACCCCGUUGCAAAGUUCCUCCGAUCGUUCUUGUAUGAAUUUGGCAAGAAGCAAUGGAUGGUCCAUGAGCAAGUCAAAAUUAUAAGCGAUUUCCUGGAAUUCAUCAGCAAGAAGAUGGCACAGUGUGAAGUCUGGCGUACAGUAUCAGAUGCCGAGUUCGAUAAUGCUAGGGAGGGGAUGGAGAAGCUGGUCAUGAAUAGGCUGUACUCUCAGACUUUCUCUCCUGCGAUACCGCCGCCAGAACCCAUGUUCGGUAAGGGCCGGAGAAGGGGGACACCGGCAGGCCCAGGGAGACGGGGCCAGCAUCAGGAAGAUGUUGAGAGGGAUGAAGUCUUGGCCCAGAAAAUCCGGAUCUACAGCUGGGUUUCAGAGGAACAUUUGGACAUCAAGCCUGUGAACGACAAGGGGAUGAAGUUCCUCAAACUCGCUCAGCAAGAACUCCUCAAGAUUAAGAACUACCGGGCUCCCCGAGACAAAGUCAUUUGCAUUCUUAACUGCUGCAAGGUCAUCUUUGGGUUCCUACGAAAUGCACAGUCGGAUCAGUCGGCAGACUCAUUCGUUCCCUUGCUUAUCUUCACCGUUCUUCGAGCGAAUCCGGAUCACCUAGUUUCAAAUGUUCAAUACAUCCUUCGGUUCCGUAAUCAAGAGAAGCUUGGGGGCGAAGCAGGCUAUUAUAUCUCAUCUUUGAUGGGUGCUAUCCAAUUCAUUGAGAACCUCGAUCGGACCAGCCUCACAAUCACCGACGAGGAAUUCGAGAAGAACGUGGAGGCGGCUGUUUCCGCAAUUGCGGAAAGGAAUUCUUUAGACGAGCAACGCCAACGACCGCAAACCCACAACCGGCAUCCAUCACCAGGAGUACACGUUUCGGAGAAAUCGUCGCUCAGUAGACCCGAGGUAACUCCAAGAAAUUCCCUAGACGCAGAGCGCGUUCCCGCGAGAGCAUCUUCGUCGCGAGGUGGAUCGAGUGCGGGCAAUGGGCAGGACGGCGAGGAAGAGAACGCAGCAGUGGCAGGGCUUCUACGCACCAUCCAGCGACCAUUGUCUACAAUAGGCCGUAUUUUCUCGGAUGACAACAUGUCCGAGAAGCCAAGUCUCUCGCAACCCGUCUCUACCCCUCAGCCAGAAAACACGCCCCGCUUGACACCCGACCACCGUAGCAGUGAAGAUGCGCGGCGGACGGCAGAGAGGAGGAACCUGGAACAGCGACAAGCCUUCAGUGCUGAAGACGCAGCCGCUAGGCAAGCAAGUGCGGAGGCUGAAGAAGCGCGCAGGAUACAGCGUCAGGAGCACCGAGUCGUGGUCGAGACGCUGGCGGGCAUGUUCCCGGACCUUGAUCGCGACGUCAUUGACGACGUUGUCAGAAUGAAGGAAGGCCGAGUCGGGCUGGCAGUUGACGCUUGCUUGUCAUUGAGCAACUGA